This is a messenger RNA of Penicillium daleae, 1077 nucleotides long. RefSeq lists its product as uncharacterized. Gene Ontology annotation, cellular component: Golgi membrane. Lineage: Eukaryota; Fungi; Ascomycota; Eurotiomycetes; Eurotiales; Aspergillaceae. Gene Ontology annotation, molecular function: glycosyltransferase activity. The transcript has 2 exons. The coding region runs from base 1 to 1077 and encodes 358 amino acids. Gene Ontology annotation, biological process: protein N-linked glycosylation. The record is from RefSeq and is a predicted model, not a curated record.
AUGGGAUUCAAAGCCUUGACACGGCCUUUCGUGGCCAUCACUCUCAUCCUCAGCUGUGUGCUCCUUUGGAAUAUAUUCACCUUUCAAUGGCCAGCCUGGCGCCCGUCUUCGAACUUCUACGACAAAGUUACGAAUGGCGUUGGAAGUCUCUACACGGGAACUUCUGUGGGGAGUGUUGGUUACAACAAAGAGGCCACUUCAGCUAAGAGUCCUACUCAUUCGUCGGAAUUUGGCUCAGCCUCGAAGAAGAAGAUUGUCAUGGUGACAGGAAGCACAGGCAAUAAUCGAAUGCUGGGCAUGCCACAUAUCAAAGAAAUGGUAUACGAGAAUCGCAUGACCUAUGCCGAGAAACACGGACUGGAGUUCAUGUGGGCAAACAUGACCAGCUACAACCUACCCAGUGGCGCCCCAAUCUACUGGAACAAAAUUCCCAUCUUGCAAGACGCCUUCGCUCGCUUCCCCGAUGCUGAAUGGGUCUGGUGGAUGGACAUCGAUAUCAUUAUCAUGAAUAUGUCGCUCAGCAUUCAUGAUCAUGUCUUAUCACCAGAAGGAAUAGCUCGCAACAUUCUCCUUGAUCACCCAAUGACUGGAGCCGGUGGUGGCGAGACUGGCUACCGCAGCCCGGCAACAUAUCAGCCUGACGAUAUCAACUUUGUCAUUUCAAUGGACUACUGGGGUAUGAAUGUGGGUAAUUUCCUCAUGCGAAGAGGCGAAUGGAGCGAAUGGCUGCUAGACCUGUGGAUCGAACCACUCUACAUAUCCCAGAAUUGGGUGUUCCCCGAAAAUGACGGCUGGACACACAUGUGGCAGUACCAUGAGAUCGUUCGGAAUCAUACAGCCUGCAUGUCCCAGCACUCGAUGAAUUCAUACCCGGAUUACAAUGCGCUUGGGCAACACUGGCAACCUGGAGAUCACAUCGUUCAUUUUGCUGGCUGUGGUGGUGAUCCGAUAUGUGAAAGUUCUUGGGCCAAGUACUGGAAGAUGCGAGAAGAGGUCGGUGUCCCGCAGUCUGUGAAGAUGAAGUUGGACGAUGGCACUGCCGAGAUUGAGGCUUUUCAGGGUGGUGAAAGAUCAUGA